Molecule: messenger RNA, 970 nt
Organism: Cucurbita pepo subsp. pepo (vegetable marrow)
Lineage: Eukaryota; Viridiplantae; Streptophyta; Magnoliopsida; Cucurbitales; Cucurbitaceae
Product: protein ELF4-LIKE 4
Biological process (GO): positive regulation of circadian rhythm; entrainment of circadian clock
Source: RefSeq, a predicted model, not a curated record
UCUCUCACUUUCCCUCUUUCAGUUUCUCUCUCUAAAGCCUUUUUUUUCUAUUGUAAUUCUCAAGGAUUCAGAAGGGGGCCUGUUCGGGAGAUUCGAUUGAAGCGGCGAUCCCUUUUUUUUUGUUUGUUCUUUCCAUUGUUCUUUGGAUUUCUGUGUAUUUUGAUUUUGUUUUCCCCCUUUUUCUUCAUCUUUAUACUGCUCCUCGUCCUUGGGACCUUCUUCUUUUGUGAGGUCUUCUCAUUUCAAUCCGUGUGUCUUCUUCUCUCCGAAUAUAAUGCUCCAGAUGUUCAAGAGAAGGUUCUGAUUUGAUAGAAUCCUGAUCUGUAAAAGCAUGGAGGGCGACACAUUUUCAGGGCUUGGGAGUAGUGCACAGAUUGAUACCAAGAUUUUACAGACAUUUCAGAAGAAUUUUGUUCAAGUUCAAAACAUCUUGGAUCAAAACAAGCUGCUCAUCAGCGAGAUAAACCAGAAUCAUGAAUCAAAGAUCCCUGAUAAUCUUAACAGAAAUGUGGGUCUGAUCCGAGAAUUAAACAACAAUAUCAGGAGGGUUGUGGACUUAUAUGCUGAUCUUUCAUGUUCCUUCACUAGAUCCAUGGAAGUUUCUUCAGAAGGUGAUUCCAGUGGAGCUUUGAAAUCAGAUGGAAAAGCAGGCCAAAAGAGAAACAGGGCUGCCUAACCCACAAAAUUCAUCUUCUCCAUUCUUUGGCGUGUGGGAGAGGAGAAAAGGCUUUUCUCGUCUCUGUCAAAAAAACAAAGGAAAUCAAGAAAAAAAAAAAAAAAAAAAAACUAGUAUAUCCAUAGAUUCUCUGUAACUUUCUUGUAUGAUUUAACUAUCUAGCUUUACUUAGUUCUUGAUCAUCACUCUUCUGGGUUGCUUAGAGAAAAUAAUUGUCCUGAUUCUGUAUUCAAUUUCUAUUCUGCCCUAACUAUGGAUCUUCUUGACGAAAUUAAGCAUCAAAUUCUCAUCUGA